Penicillium vulpinum is the source of this 1206-nucleotide messenger RNA. RefSeq names its product intradiol ring-cleavage dioxygenase. The record is from RefSeq and is a predicted model, not a curated record. NCBI's taxonomy places the organism in Eukaryota, Fungi, Ascomycota, Eurotiomycetes, Eurotiales, Aspergillaceae. The transcript has 3 exons. Gene Ontology annotation, molecular function: ferric iron binding; oxidoreductase activity, acting on single donors with incorporation of molecular oxygen, incorporation of two atoms of oxygen. The coding region runs from base 1 to 1206 and encodes 401 amino acids.
AUGGUUCAGCUUUCCAAGUACCUCGCUAUUGCAGCUGCAUGCCUGGCCGCUCCUGCUCUCGCCCACCCAGGAGAGAAGCAUGAUCCUCACGCUGUGAAACGUGAGGUCCAUACCCGGGAUGCCAUGGCCGCCCACGCUAAGCGAUCCAUCGGUGGUUGCGAGAGCACCUUCCAUGCGCGCGAGUUGAACAAGCGUAGCAUCGCCCGUCGCUCGCGUACCGUCCAGAAACUCCGCCAGAAGCGUGGGAUCACUACCAUUUCCCAGAAAUGGCGCCGCGAUCUUGCUGCUUUGGAAAAGUGGGAAGCUAUCGACCACAACCGCACUGGGAUUCUCGAUUACAGCCCUGCGACUCCAGAGUCGGUCGUGUUCGCCGCUAACACUAGCUUUGUUCUCUCGCCCACUAUCACUGACGGUCCCUACUAUGUCUGGGGUGAGGUCGUGCGUCAGAAUGUCAAGGAGGAGCUGUACUCAGAUGGUGUGGAUGUUUUUCUCGAGGUGCAAUACGUCGACGUGAACACCUGCAAGCCCGUCCCUGGCGCAGUGGUUGAUAUUUGGCAAGCAAAUGCCACCGGCGUGUACAGUGGAAUCUCAGAGUCAGGCAAUUACGCCGCCGACGGCUGGGACUCAACCUACCUUCGCGGCAUCCAACAGACGGAUCGCGACGGCGUCGUAACCUUUGAAAGCAUCAUUCCAGGCCACUAUGAGGGCCGAGCGACGCACACCCAUCUCCUCACCCAUCUUCACGCCACCCUCCUACCCAACAAGACCCUCAAGGCUGACACUGGUAGUGUGGCCCACAUCGGCCAGCUCUUCUGGAACGAGGUGCUUCGCACUGCCGUCGAGGACACAUACCCUUAUAAUACCAACACGCAGGACGUCACAUCCAACGCUGAGGAUAUGUGGAGUAUCGAGCAAGCUGAUAGUGCUUAUGAUCCCUUCCCGGAGUACAUUUACCUCGGUGAGAGUCUGGACGAUGGAUUGUUCGCUUGGAUUCAGAUUGGAAUCAACACCACCGCCGACUAUACCGAUGACUCUUAUUACAGUAUUGCUGCUUUCCACGAUGCCGAUGGUGGCUACCAGAAUGCUGAUAGCUCGUUCGGUGGUGGUAGCGGUGGCGGUGCUCCUCCCGGUGCCUCUGGUUCUGCUCCUAGCGGUACCAGCGGUGUGAUCCCUAGUGCUUCCGCUUCGUAUAGUGCCUCUGCUUGA